This is a messenger RNA of Folsomia candida, 1765 nucleotides long. RefSeq lists its product as uncharacterized. Bases 173 to 1438 code for a protein of 421 amino acids. The transcript has 4 exons. The record is from RefSeq and is a predicted model, not a curated record. NCBI's taxonomy places the organism in Eukaryota, Metazoa, Arthropoda, Collembola, Entomobryomorpha, Isotomidae.
UUAUUUCAGUUUCUCAUCGGCCACCGACCGCAUGAAAUACAGACGCAUCACCACCACCACCAACGUUGUUAAUAAAUAAUAAAUCCCCCACUAAUUGACCCAUUGUGACUUUUGAAGUGCUUCAUUUCAAAUUAUUAUCAAGUUUUUAAAGAAAGCCUGGAUAAAUAAGAAAAUGAAUCAACCGCAUAAAAAUAUAGUGAUAUUUUUUGUGCUAUGUGUAUCUCUUCGUAUUCCAAGUCCAAGCUACGGGCGCACCAUCAUAAAAAGGAGUCCACAACUGAGUCUUACAGUGAUUGAUGAUGGAGAGCCCGAUUCGACACCUCGGGGACAUCCUCCAUCCAUCGAAGACCUGGAGGCUAGAAGACAAGCGUUGGUAGCACUGAUUCCUGGUGGUGGUGAGGGUGGAGGGGGAGGUCAGUUGCAAAUGCUCACCGACUUAGGCUUAGACCUUGUUGGGGGUUCUGUGAGGAAUGCGGGCGAGUUGUUUGCCCCCCUCAGAAAUGCGACGAGAAAGGCGACAGAGAACUUUCCAAGAUUGGGGGAUGUGCUGAAUCGGGCGGUUGACGAGUUUAGAGUGUAUCGGAAACAAGCGAGCGGGGCGUUGAGAGAAACGGCUUCCUCCAAAGUGAAUAACGGUAUUCGGAUCUUCACCACUGCGACUGCCAGGGGCACCGAGGUCCUUGGGGGCGUUUUUAAGCUCCUACGCAGUCUCUUCGACAACUUCACUCUCGCCAUUCAGAACUUGGUGCAAACCUUGUCUCGUGGAUUAGCUCGCUUUGCAGAAACAAAGACCAAAUUCUUGUCCAGAAACUUUCAACGCGUUCGAAACCUUGUGACAAAUCAAAGGUUGUUCCAACCGGCAAGAGAUGCUGCAGAGUUGGGUGGUAAUUUGGUGCGUGGUUUGGCUGCGGAUUUUACAAACAUUCAACCACUGGUGAGUGAUGGAAUCAAAACGAAGCUCACUGUUGGAACUCGUCUCAUUCCUCGUGUCAGACUUAGCACAAUUCUUGCGCCAUUGGGUGAUCCCGAACAUAAGCCGUGUGCGGAGGAUGGAACCGUUGUGGACAUUAUGUCAGAAGGAGAAAGUGACGGUGGGUACAGCAAAAAGCGCGAUGAAACGUCUUCUUCAGACGAAGUUCCUAAAGACAUUCUUGACCUUCUUGGUUCCUCAAAAUCCGAGAACAAGGUGAAAGCAGAAGGAACAAAAGACGACGCGCCCACAUCAACAACCUCCUCCUCAAAAGCGGAGGAUGUUGAGAGCAAUGAGGUCUUGACAAAAGCCAGCAGUAGUAGUAACCCCACAACGACGACGACACCCGCCCCGUCAACGACCACCGACGGAGAAAGCAAAUCCACCACAUCCAAACCAUCCAAAGAGGGGGAGAAAGCCGGCUCCAUAGAAGACUUGUUUGGUAUAUCCGACUCCAAAUCCACGUGAGAGUUACAUGCCGGUAAAAUAGCUAAAGUGUGAUCUGGUCGGUUUAAAAGAUUAGGCUAGUUCUAAAAAUAUGAAAAGUAUAAGGAGAAUGCCUGAAGGCCAAUUUUCGUGCUUACUUCAAGUACGCUCAUAGGAUUGAAGAAUUACAGAGGGUGACUCCUACUCUUACAAAAUUGUGAUACUGUGAUGAUAUGUAAAUAUCGAGUACUGGUCAAUAUGAUGAAAUUAAGUACUACGUACUUACCAACAGUUGUUCAAUAACGACACAAAGUGAAGGUGAAUAUAUUUUUUUACAAGUGAAAUACAUUUUUAUAUACUUUUAUACAA